AUGGCACCACAUGAGAGGAAACACCACACCCCACGAGAGGAAACACCACACGCCCCACGAGAGGAAACACCACACCCCCACGAGAGGAAACACCCCACCCCCACGAGAGGAAACACUACACCCCACGAGAGGAAACACCACACCCCCACAAGAGGAAACACCCCACCCCCACGAGAGGAAACACCACACCCCACGAGAGGAAACACCACACCCCCACGAGAGGAAACACCAUACCCCCACGAGAGGAAACACCACACCCCACGAGAGGAAACACCACACCCCACGAGAGGAAACACCACACCCCCACGAGAGGAAACACCACACCCCACGAGAGGAAACACCACACCCCCACGAGAGGAAACACCACACCCCACGAGAGGAAACACCACACCCCACGACAAAAAAGAACAGGACGCUCCUCCACCUAACGCGGCGAAAUAUUUAUCUUGGAAAUAUAACAGUACUUAA
Molecule: messenger RNA, 468 nt
Organism: Procambarus clarkii (red swamp crayfish)
Lineage: Eukaryota; Metazoa; Arthropoda; Malacostraca; Decapoda; Cambaridae
Source: RefSeq, a predicted model, not a curated record